AUGGCGUCAGCCGAAUUUUUAGAGCAAGCACUGUCCACAGACGUUGACGAGAACGCAGUAAACGCGAUUGUUGGUACACUUGAAAAUCAACUAGUGACGUCCGUACCGUCGGUAUCGUCACAGAACAAUAUUGUAAAUGUUAUCCCAACUAAUAAUACUAAUACUUCUUGUCCAAGUUCUAUUAUUGGACAUAAAAUAUACAACAAGGACCGCAGUGAUGGUGAAAUAAGUGGUGCUAGCUUUCAAUCAUCUGUUCCAAGUGCGUCAUUCAAUGCGCCAACCACGUUUUCUACACAAAGAAAUCUGAAUCAAAUUAUAUCCAGCAAUGCAGAUUCAAUGAGUUCCGAAUACAAUCCAAACCAAAUAGACAGUCGUACUAUUGCGCACUCUAUAGCUAACGGCACAGUUAGCUUUCCUGCGUCUCAAGCGCAGGUGAUACACAGUGCUCAAGGCGGGAGUAUCCCUCAGUCAGCAACAAAAACAAUAACAAUGCAACCUCCGUUAGUUAUAAAGCAGGGUACGACGACUGGUCAAGUCAACAUGCAGACUGGAAUGAUGACUGUGCCCAUGACUGUAAAUUCUAGUAUGGCAAAUUCUAUUCCAAAUGUAAUGGCCAUAAAUAAGCCGGGAACACAGAAUGUUGUUGUUACUACUCAGAAUAUGGGGACAGGACAACCUGCUAUCAUUCCUAAUGUUCAAAUACUAAACACGCGGCCUGGGGCACCUGCGGUAGCUGCACAAAAAUCAGUUGCCACAGUGUCGCCCAGAGUUGUUAUUGGAACUCCACAAGUGGUUGGCGCAAGAGCAGCAGUGCCUGGUAUAACGCUGCAAACACUGCAAAGUCUUCAACAGGGGCAGCAGGGUCAUUUGUUGUUAAAGACAGAGAAUGGUCAAUAUCAGCUGUUGCGGGUCGGUCCGGCGCCCGCCGCCAACACACUAACUGCGCCUCAGCCGCAGACCCUCCGGCUGUCGACUGUGCCGGCACAUCCCGGUGUGGUGACGGUGUCGACGAGCGUGGCUGUGCCAACUCAGAUAGGACAGAUGCCAUCUGGUCCGGUGGCUACUCCGGUGGCUGUAUCCUCAGUGUCGUCCGUGCAGGCGUCUGCGCCCGUUCCACAGCCUCCCGUUGUUACCACACAGAAACCGCUGGACAACACGAAGGAGAAGUGCCGGAACUUCCUGGCGAACUUACUGGACCUCUCCAGCAAGGAGCCGAAGUCUGUGGAGAGGAACGUGAGGAACCUCAUCCAGGAGCUGAUCGACGCGCAAGUGGAGCCGGAGGAGUUCUGCGACCGGCUGGAAAGGUUGUUAAACGCUAGUCCUCAGCCGUGUUUGAUUGGGUUCUUGAAGAAAAGUUUGCCUCUCUUGCGUCAAUCAAUGUGCACCAAGGAGCUGGUGAUUGAGGGGAUCAACCCGCCGUCGCCGCACAUCGCGUUCUCGUCGAUACCGCCACCGGCGUCCCCAGUCCAACCGCAACCGGUGACGACCAACAUGCAAAUGCCGAAGCCAGCAACUAAACCCGGUAGCUCGAUAGCUGUGUUGCAAAAUAUACCACUGCACACGAAAAUCAAUGUGACCAAAGUCGGCAAAACCAUGACCGUGAACAGCAAAGCCAAUUUCACGAGGCCCGGUGGCCCUUCCGCGGCGUUGUCGACUGUUCUCACCGGCAAGUCAAUGCUGAAGGAUAAGGAGAAGAAGUCGACUUUGCAGUUUACUCAGCCCUUCGGUGAUGACAAGAUGACGGGAGAUGAUGAUAUCAAUGACGUAGCCGCUAUGGGUGGUGUUAACUUGGCUGAGGAAACACAGCGGAUCCUUGGAUCCACGGAGUUGAUUGGGACGCAGAUCAGGUCGUGCAAAGACGAGUACCUAGUGCCGAUGGGUCUGAUGCAGAGCCGUGUCAAGUUGAUCGCCAGCAAGCACGGGCUGGACGAGCCCAAUGCGGAGGUGGCCGGGAUCCUGAGCCACGCGGUCCACGAGCGGCUGAAGACCACCGUGGAGAAGCUGGCGGUCAUCGCUCAGCAUAGAAGUGAUCUACUCAUCAAGACGGAUUCCCGCUACGAAGUGACUGGUGACGUCAAGGGCCAACUGAAAUUUCUGGAAGAGUUGGACCGCGUGGACAGGAAGAGGCGUGAGGACUCCGAGCGCGAAAUACUGCUGCGUGCUGCCAAGUCGCGCUCCAAGAAUGAGGACCCGGAGCAGGCGAAGCUGAAGGCCAAGGCCAAGGAAAUGCAGCGUGCUGAAUUAGAAGAACUGCGGCAGCGUGAAGCCAACCUCACAGCUCUGCAAGCCAUCGGGCCAAGGAAGAAGGCCAGGAUCGAUGGUCCCGGUGGUGCGGACACUACUGUUUCUGGUAGUGGCAGCGCUAGCGGAUAUCCCGGUCGCAGCCAGCUGGCUCUCCGUACUCGCCUGAAGCGCAUCAACCUUCGCGACAUGAUCUAUUUGUUGGAACAAGAGAAAGACACCGCUCACUCGACAAUCCUGUUCAGGAGCUAUCUUAAAUAAAUAAUACACUUUGCCAGCCAGCUGGCUCUGCGUACUCGCCUGAAGCGCAUCAACCUUCGCGACAUGAUCUAUUUGUUGGCUCAAGAGAAAGACACCGCUCACUCGACAGUCUUGUUCAGGAGCUAUCUUAACCCUAGCUCACUAAACAUAUUUCUGUGUUACUUUGUCACUAAACAUUCGACUUACAGACGAACAAAUUAAAAUGCAUGUAUUUUAUUUAUUUGUUAUAUUUAAGUGAAAUAAGUAACAACAUAGCCAAGUUAGUUAUCUAAAUAUUAUUAUAAGAAAUAAGAAGGUCUUUUUUUCCAAUCUUUGCAGUCAUUACAUGUAGGAAUUGUGUGCUCGCCGCAAAUUGCCUUUCUGCAUGAGUGGCAUGAGUUUUUAGUCAUUCUGCGUUUUUUAUAUGGACAAAAUCGGCAUAUUUUGCGUUUAUUUGUCCGUCCUUGAGACGUACUAGGAAAAACAUCAUCGAUUUUUAGAAUAUCUUUUAUGUAUGUUUUGAUAUUUUUCCUCAAAGUUGGUGUAUUGUACCGCUCCUGCAACCAUGGUUCAGUUAGGCCAUCUUCCAUUUUUUGAAUGAAAGUUCUUAGUUUUAAUGGUUUUUGACGCAGCCUCACCAUGUUAGAUACAUAAAUUACAUAUUAACUAUGCAUAAAUUUAGAAUAUUAUAAAAUAUAACCUAAGGCCACCUAGGUCUUCCGAUUGUUGAGCACAUUUGGUCAACUGCGUCGACUGCGUUUUUGGUGCUAUUAUAGCUGUUGGCGGCCUUCUGGCUGCGUGCUGGUAUCCUCGUCAGAGACUAUUAUCCUCCUUAUACAAAAGUUCUCCCUCUAAAAUUGAAUUCUUGGUCAGAAGACGUAUCAGAUUCUUGUUCACUUUGAUCAGUAGCGAUUGCUAAAUCUCUCUCUAAAUUGUCUUCGCCUUCGAAAUCUGAGCUACGAAAACCAUCCAACUGAUGUUCAAGUGUCUCGCCCUCUUUAUUGUGGCUGUCGCAUUCUUCAAGAAUACUCAAUAUCUUCUCCUGAUCUCUCUCUGAAUUCAUGUAUACAAUAAAAGGAAGGUUAAUUUUUUUAAUUCGUAUUAUUCCAAAAACUAUUAAAGGAAACAGUAUACAUUACUAGCAAAAAGGCAGAUAAACUUUCUACAAUAAGUAUUAUUCAACGUUUAUUAUAGAUCGGUAUCAAUAAACAAUAAAAAAAACGAUUAAUCAAAAAUACACCUUUGUUCACAUUGCACGCGUAGUCACUACACAUUCGUCUGUGAGUCGAAUAUUUUGCUAUAACUCCGCAACUCCGGUCUUGUUCAGGAGCUAUCUUAAAUAAAUAAUACACUUUGCCAGCCAGCUGGCUCUGCGUACUCGCCUGAAGCGCAUCAACCUUCGCGACAUGAUCUAUUUGUUGGCUCAAGAGAAAGACACCGCUCACUCGACAGUCUUGUUCAGGAGCUAUCUUAAAUAAAUAAUACACUUUGCCAGCCAGUUGGCUCUGCGUACUCGUUUGAAGAGCAUCAACCUUCGCGACAUGAUCUAUUUGUUGGCUCAAGAGAAAGACACCGCUCACUCGACAAUUCUGUUCAGGAGCUAUCUUUAAUAUACACAUCAUACACUUUGUAAAUAAAUAUUAUUUUUUUGUAAAUACCAUUUGUACAUAAAUUCAAUUUUACCAAUUUUUUAUAUUUUACUCUGUAACGCAUGCAUUUCUACACUGAAGAAGAUUGUACUAUGAAGUGAGUUUGAGACUUGUGCCCAUAAUUAUGGACUUAAUUUUUUAGUGACAAUUUUUAAUUUUUUUUGAGGAUGUGGCACAAAAUGUACAUUUGUAAAUAUUAUUUGUAAUAUAAUUUUUAACGGAAAAUAAUUAUAUUUAUUUCUAAAAAUGUUUUGUAUAUUUUGAAAUAUGAAUUAUUCAAUUGUUUAUAAUUCAAGUUUCACCAGCUUAAUUUUAAAUGUAAUGUAUGGCCUUGUAUUGUAUAUUAUUUUAUGACGUUAAGAUUAUUAAAUAUCCUUAUUCUGAUGUUCUUUUUUAAUAUAUUAAAUGUAAUCUGCUAGAACUUAUCCAAAAAGAUUCAGCGUUUCAUAUAAUUAUAAUGUGAUUUGUUGACUGACUUCGGAAAAAGAAAAAAGGUUCUAUGUUCGUCUGUGAAAUUCUUUAUGAAUUGUAUUAUCUUCUAUAAGUAGUUUUAAAAGCAAUUAUAGCUACAUAAAAUUAUGUAAUUAUCAACAAAUUUUAUAAAUGAUAAAUAAACAUGCUCAAUUUAUGCCGUAGUUGGCACAUUCAAUCUGUCUUCUUCUUGUAGUUAUAAGUGUAACCAUAUUUUGUCCUUCAGUUUGUCCACUUUUAAUGUACUUAUGUGUUAGCUAUAUCAAUGGAUUUCGUAUUUUAGAAAUAUUGGUUAUUUGACGUUUUAGUAAAAUUUAUUAUUAUAAUUAAAAGGAUUGUGUAAUUUUAAUCUAAAUAAUAAUAAUCGAAAAUGUUGAUUAUUAUUGUUAAUUGGAGUACGUUGACGUUAUAUGAAUUUGUUAUUUGAGUUUUAUUUAGAAAAUAAUUUUAAGGUAAAAGCAUGUUUUUUAUAAACACACCAGAUUGGAUAAUAAAAUUGCAAUUUAAAUAAUAUUUUUUUUAUGAAAUUGUAAAUGAUGUACUGGAUUUGUCAAUUUUAGGUUGUAUAUAAUAUUUAACAUUUUUUAUUAUAAAUAAGAGGAAAUUUUAUGUUUAAAGAUGCAUGUAAAGAACAAAUUUUACUUAAUUAUAUAAGUUCAUUGCAAAUGGAUUUCUUUUUUCUUCCGAACUUAUGAAUAGUGUGCUUUUUAACAAGAUGUAUUUUUCACUCAGUGCAUAAUAUAAUGUAUGUUUUUAAUAUUUUUUACCAUAGUCAUAAUUGUUGUGUAAUGAAAUAAAAGUAAAGACUAGGCACCCAAUCCGAUUACAAAUUUUUUAAUCAUAAUAAUUUUAAUAUAAGCAAUGGAUUUACUGUGUUAGUUGCAUCCAGAUUUAAUUUUUUAUUAUUAUUCUGUGUAUAAAUAAAUGAUAAUGAAUCUGAAUAAAUGUGUAGAUUUUUUA
Colias croceus (clouded yellow) is the source of this 5561-nucleotide messenger RNA. It is a transcript of the gene Taf4, whose product is annotated as transcription initiation factor TFIID subunit 4. Gene Ontology annotation, molecular function: DNA binding; protein heterodimerization activity; RNA polymerase II general transcription initiation factor activity. Bases 1 to 2502 code for a protein of 833 amino acids. The transcript is spliced from 10 exons. Lineage: Eukaryota; Metazoa; Arthropoda; Insecta; Lepidoptera; Pieridae. The record is from RefSeq and is a predicted model, not a curated record. Gene Ontology annotation, cellular component: transcription factor TFIID complex. Gene Ontology annotation, biological process: DNA-templated transcription; transcription initiation at RNA polymerase II promoter.